Molecule: messenger RNA, 843 nt
Organism: Eptesicus fuscus (big brown bat)
Lineage: Eukaryota; Metazoa; Chordata; Mammalia; Chiroptera; Vespertilionidae
Product: splicing factor U2AF 26 kDa subunit-like
Exons: 7
Biological process (GO): mRNA splicing, via spliceosome
Cellular component (GO): U2AF complex; spliceosomal complex
Molecular function (GO): pre-mRNA 3'-splice site binding; metal ion binding
Source: RefSeq, a predicted model, not a curated record
AUGGCAACAGAAGUGACUUCGAGCCGAUCGAGUUGGAGAGUUCGGGAUGGGGGCCUGCGGCAUGGGGGCCAGUGCUCCCGGCUUCACGACAAACAAACUUUAAGGCUGACAAUAGUGCUGCUCAACCUGUACCGGAACCCACAGAACACCGCCCAAACCGCAGACGGAUCGCACUGUCACGUGCGUGACGCAGAGGUGCAAGAACACUAUGAUAACUUAUUUGAGGAGGUGAUCAUGGAACGGCAGGAGAAGUACGGGGAGACUGAAGAGAUGAAUGUGUGCGACAACUUGGGGGACCACCUCGUGGGCAAUGUCUGUGUCAAUUUCCGGCAUGAAGAGGAUGCUGAGUGGGCAGAAGCUGAACUCAGUAACCGCUGGUUCAGUGGGCAGGCUGUGCAUGCUGAUCUGUCUCCUGUCACCGACUUCCAGGGGUCAUGCUGUCGGCAGUAUGAGAUGGGAGAAUGUACUCGUGGUAGCCUUUGCAACUUCAUGCACCUGUGACCUGCCUCCCGGAACUUCUGGCAGCAGCUCCAUUGGUGGGAACCCAGGCUCAGGUCACCCCCAAGGUCCCAUACCUGCCACUGUCCCAAAGAAACUGAUGACAGACCAACACCUGACCACCAAUCCCACGGCCGCCUCCAGCCUGUGAGGUGCCCCUUCAGAAAGGUUUCACCUGCCACAGCAGGUGGGAGCCAGGAACACAUCAGCCCCCUCUGGCUUUUUACUGAGAAUCCAGGAACAAAGGGGGGUUGGUGCCAGCAGGCGAAGGCUGACCACCCAGAGGAACGACCUGUCCCUGUCACUCAUGAGUCUGUUAGUAACAGAGGUGGACGAGGAAGCUGA